AUUAAGAACUCUUGCCCUGGUCUUAUUGUACUGCGCACCUUCGUUCAUCACUCCGAUUCCGAUCAGGAAACCUCUCUUAAACCCUAAAUCAUGAGACGAGCUUUACUCAACAAAAUCCCUAUUCAUUAUCUCCGAACCUCUCCUCAAUCAUCUUUUACAUCGAAUCCGAAAAUCAUUAACACACCCUUGACUAGCUUUCGAUCGAAGAUUAGAUUCUUUUCAACCGAAAAUGAGAAUCCACCCACAGACAAAUUGAACCCUCCUUCAGAAACAAGCAGCAUUGUUCCACCGCCAACGAAGGAACUAGACGUCCAGGAUGUCAGCAAUAAAGAGCUGAAAACACAGAUCGAGAAGUACUUUAAUGACAAAGAUGAAGAGGCUCUGCCUGCUGUUUUUGAAUCAAUAAUCCGGAGGAAGAUGGCAAGAAAGCAUGCAGACACAGAUGAUGAACUACUGGACGAGUUUCAAAUGCGCCCAAUUGAUGGUGUCAAUGAUAAAGAAUUCGAAUCAGAUUUUGAAGAAAUACAUGAAACAGAUGAGGAGAUUGAUAAUCUGUAUAGCGCCAAAGACAUUGUAACAAAACGAAUGACAAAAAAUGAGUUCUUUUACAUGGAUGACAGAAAAUGGGAAGGCAUGAUCAAAGAAGCUACUGAUAAUGGUUACAUUAAAGACACCAAAGAGUGUGAGCAGAUACUACAAGACAUGUUCAUGUGGGAAAAUCUCCUCCCAGAUCAUUUGAAGAAACUGGUGGAAGAGAAAUACAAUGAGAUAGCAGAUAUGGUUGAAAGUGGAGAGAUUGAAGCUGAACAAGGUUAUGAGAUGUAUCAGGAGUUUGAGCAUAAUAUGCUCAUGAGACAUAGUAAGGAGAUAGAAGAAGCGGGUCCCCCAAAGUUUGAUGAUAUAUCUAAGGUAGAGAAGAAGGAUGAAGACGACCCUCCGGGUGAAGGGCCUGUGCUGAGGUGGCAAACACGGGUUGUGUUCGUUCCAGGUGGCGAUUCAUGGCACCCGAAAAACAGAAAAGCAAAAUUGGGUGUGACUGUGAAAGAGCUUGGGCUUUCAAAGAAUCAGUUCAGGAGACUAAGGGAAUUGGUUGGGAAAAGAUAUAAUCCAGGGAAAGAUGAACUUAUAAUAACCAGUGAGAGGUUUGAACAUCGUGAGGAGAACAGGAAGGAUUGUCUGAGGACAUUAUUUGGGCUGAUUGAGGAGGCUGGAAAAGCUGAUAAGCUAGUUGAUGAUGCAAGAACUUCAUAUGUGAAGAAUAGACUUAGAGGUAAUGAAAAGUUCAUGGAGAAGUUGAAUGCCAAGAUCAUGAGAAGGAGAAACCAAGGAUCUAAAUCCUUGAAUGUUUGAUCACACAAAGAGAAGCGUAUUUCUAGAUAAUGAAGAGCUGUUUGUUUACCCUUUUGUUCUUUUGUUAAUCCAAUGAACCAGAAAGAAGAUGUGUCUUUUUGGGUUGUAUACGAUAAAUUGAAAUUUUGUUUGUUAUGCAUUGAGUUUAGCCUUUCUAACACAUGAUAGGGAGGUAUAGUUGAAUUUUAAACCAUAAUAUUGUAUCAUGUAUGUUCAUGUUCAUGCAUGAAACACUUCCAUCU
Lactuca virosa is the source of this 1592-nucleotide messenger RNA. The record is from the annotation of a GenBank genome assembly. NCBI's taxonomy places the organism in Eukaryota, Viridiplantae, Streptophyta, Magnoliopsida, Asterales, Asteraceae.